Molecule: messenger RNA, 625 nt
Organism: Loa loa (African eye worm)
Lineage: Eukaryota; Metazoa; Nematoda; Chromadorea; Rhabditida; Onchocercidae
Exons: 5
Coding region: 92-625 (177 amino acids)
Source: RefSeq, a predicted model, not a curated record
UAAUAUUUUUCAUAUGGUUUGGGUCAGAGCAAAAGAUGAGGUGUUGGAGAUUACAGUUUAUUCCCGGUUUCGCUAAUUUAUAUAAUUUGAAAUGCAGCAGGAUCAAGCUGACGAACUGGAAACGAAUAUGAUGGAAGUAGAUCCGAUACGACAUCGAUUUCCGUGUUGUGUCGUUUGGACGCCCAUACCGAUACUUACGUGGUUAUUCCCAUUUGUGGGUCAUAUGGGCAUAGCGACAAGCCGAGGUAUUAUCCGCGAUUUCUCGGGAAGCUAUUGUGUUUCUGAAGAUGAUAUGGCUUUCGGUUGGCCCACAUGGUAUCGGCAAGUAGAUCCAAACACGAUUGAUGGUGGAGUAGAAGCCUGGGAUCGCGCUGUGUUGGAUGCGUCGGAGGAAUAUAAAGAUCACGUGCAUACUUUAUUCUGUGACAAUUGUUACUGUCAUGUUGCGUUGGCGCUGAAUAAAAUGAAAUAUGGUCACAGACGAGAUUAUAAUUGUUUUCGACUGGUUAAUAUGCUAUUGUUCAAAGGUCAAUAUGUUGGGAUUGGCGGUUUCAUGAAACAAUGGCUUCCGUUCACAGUGAUUAUUUUGUUCAUUCUUAUUAUUACCAUUAUUACGAAAGGUUAA